CGACCAGUGGCAUUAAGUAGGUAGCGUGGAUAUCAGUUGACUGUAGUAAGGUGAUACCGACAGAUGCUGUUAGAUUCAGCCACCGCUAUAUACAGUGUGUAUACAAAAUUAAGUGUUACAGUGAUUAGUGACUACGUUUGAAAUGAACUUGAAUCAGUUUCUAGAUUGCGAUAAACAAGUAUCUCCUCGACUUUACGACUUCGGUCAAAUUAAAUUGGAAGCGGAUAAUCCAUCGCCAAUUUUAACCCCACCACAUACACCGACGUACUGUAACAUGUCGCCGCCGUUAGUAAAUCUCCCUUAUCCUCAAAGCUGGUAUCGAUCUGAUUCAAUGGAACCGAACUUUCCAACGGUGCAUUCAUACAACGCAGUUUUCAUGAAUCAUUGGUUCAGAAACGCUGCCAUUUACCAUACCAGGGAUCAUUAUCAAGAUAUGAACAUGCCAAAUAGGACACCUACUGGACCUAAACCUCUGGGAACUACAACGAGACCGAAAAAACAAUUCAUUUGCAAAUAUUGUAAUAGACAAUUUACUAAAAGUUAUAAUUUGUUAAUACACGAACGUACUCAUACAGACGAAAGGCCGUAUUCUUGUGAUAUAUGCGGAAAGGCUUUCAGAAGACAGGAUCACUUGAGAGAUCACAGAUAUAUUCAUAGUAAAGAAAAACCCUUCAAAUGCAACGAAUGCGGCAAAGGUUUCUGUCAAUCUCGAACUUUGGCCGUACAUAAAAUCCUACAUUUAGAAGAAUCGCCGCACAAAUGCCCCGUAUGUUCAAAAUCCUUCAAUCAACGAUCGAAUCUUAAAACCCACAUGUUGACUCACACGGAACGUCCCGUUGAAUGUAUGCUGUGUUCACAAUUUUUCGUGAAUUACACGGAACUCAAAAGUCACGAAAUGACGCACUGUCAAAGGAAGUCGACAUACGAAUUACAGGUACCUAAUUUAGUGACCGCAGCUACUACUUGUUUGGAUUUAACAACGAAAAAAGUUAGCGACGAUCAUUCUAAGACUAAUGUUAAACUAGGUUUUUCCAUAGAGGAUAUAAUGAAACGUUGAUUCAGAUCUUUAAACAUAUUUAUCAAAAUGUUGACUCGUUUUAAAAGAAGUUACUCAAGUUUCAUAUUUUAAUAAAUUCAUUUGAAUUACUUCUAGCGCCGCGACUCGAGCUCUCGUUCACCGACGAGUUUAUACGAUCUAGAUUUAUUCUCGAAUGUUCUGCUUCGAGAUUUCUAUUGAGCCCUUCGCGCGUAUAUAAUUUCGUAAGAUUAAAAUUGAGUUUGAUUUAAUAUAAACAGAAUAUCGUAUCUAGAGCUUGUUUACAGUGUUCUUUUUUGAUUUCGCCGAUUCCAAACUGAUUUUGAAUACGUGAACAAAAUAGUUGAACUAAUAUUUUUUAUUUAUACAUCGGGUGUUAUUUUAUUUUACUAAAAAUUUCCGGAUUAGUUGCAUUAAAUUAAGAUUUCGGACGUUCAUCAAAGUUUAAUUCUUAAAUGAAAAAAUUAUUAACAAAUAAUUUCACCACUCACUUUCCGGAUAAUAUUUACGUAGAUUUUCCUUGGUUUCUUUAAUCCUCACGUAUAAAUAAAGUUGGAAACUCGAAAUCCUGAUAUUAUAGUACAAGGUGUCUCAAAAAAAGAACAAAUAACGAGUUUUUUUUUUUAAAUAAAAUCGUCCAAAUAACGUAAACUUUAGAUUUGACAUAACCCGACAUGAAAAAAUCCAUAGGUGUGAAAUAGGGACUGCGUGAAGGCCAAAUCACGAACUCAUAGCCACGUGUGAAGCUGCUCCGUCCCACUGGAACCAUGUUCUUUGGUUAAAACCAUUGAAGUUUCACAAUUCAGACACGAAGAAGUCGACUAACAUCUGCACAUAAUGCUCUGAAUUCAUUUUAACUGUGCCAAACGGGGUUUCGGAUGUUUAUGUUGCAUGUAACAAUGACCUUCUUCCGGAAACUUUGGAAAGCGCUUAGUCAUCUGGUUUACGAAGUCAAGCCUCUGAUUACUGGUGCUUCAUUUCUUGUACCGACUGAAUUUUGUAAAAGUGCAUCUCCAAAAUGUAUUUAAAGCAACAAUACGCUUCCGAAUAGAGUCAGGCUCGUCACGAACAGACAGAGCAAGACUGUCAACGUUUUCGACCGUUCUAGAAGACUUUGGACGCCCGGAUUUUGGUUCGUAUUCGUUUUCCAAUUAAUUAACCGCCUGAAUCAUUAUUUAAACAACGAAAAAUGCAUAAAUUUCUACGCCGAAUUACCUUUUGAUUGACAUAGCUGCGUUCACGCAAUAAACAAUACUUUUUUGAGACACCUUGUAUCUGUCAGAGAUCAAUUGAAGUUUCGGGGUUUAGUACCGUAGUAAAUAUUAUAAAGAAACUGGUUUGAACUUUUAGUAGCUUCUUUUUAUCAAAAUAUUGUAAAAAAAUGUACAAACAACUUGAAGGAAAAAGAUUUAAAGCGCAUACGAUCUAAAAGUGUAUUUCAGAAAAUCGAAACAUAUUUUUCACUUAUUUUCAUUUCAUUUGCCAAGUAAUUCUCUUCCGACUCGACAGCGAGUCAAAAUUCAUUAUUUUUCCGACGUGGUGGAAACAGAUAAAAUCGUAGGACGACUUUGGUGAAACUGGAAUCUUCCUGGGAGCUAAACCCUGCGUUACAUUCAACCCCCAAAGGCAAGGAACAUUGUCUUAAUACCUGGUCGUACUCCGUUCUUUUCCGCGGUUGUCAAAAAUGCCGAUGAGGAUUUUUUUUCACCUUCCAAUUGCUAAUUCGACAAUUUUUGACUACUGUCGAUUCAAGGGCUUCGUUUCAAAGUCGUAAUGAUCAAACCAAAACGUAAUAAUUCAAUUCCAUCAGCGUAGGAUCAUCAAAUAGUCUUCUGCCCUUCACAUUCCAGGUUGUUUUUCACUUCGUCAGCCUACAACUAAACACAACUCCCUAGUAUUUGUGGGAUUUUCAAUAUUGGUUGUUGCGGUGGGUCUUCAUCUCUUGGAAUCUUCUACUUGCCGUUUCCUCAGCUAUCUUCUUCUUCUUGUCCUGAUUCUUGGUAGAUCUGAUGCACCAAGGAAUUAGAUUUGAAACUUCUUACGGUUACUUCAAAUCAUAUGAUGGAGAAUGAAGAAUAACGUUGAUGAAAUUCCAGUUCUUGCUUGGAUCUUUUAGUAAUAAGUCCUUCAUCUUUUCCGUUAGAUAAUUGACGUGGUCUUUGGAUAGAAUUCCGUGGUUUUUCCAACGAUAUUUCGUAUUUGUGCAUCGUUUUUCCGUUAUCUUCUGGCCUCUUCCUUUUACUUUCAAAGAAUAUAGCUUGUGUCUUCUUUAUGGUGCUGCUGUUCAAAUUGUACGCACGUCCUGAAGAUCUGACUCUUUGCGCCCAGUUCAUUUCAAAUCAAACAUCCACAUUUUAUGAACAUAAAAAUCACUAAGUUGCUGCCAGUCUGGGAAAACUUUAUUGACGAAAUAUGAGGUUAAUCAAAGCAUUUGACAAUGUUUGUUUUGUCAUUUUAUUCCACUGCUAAUCCAACCUCAAACCUUCACUCAAUCUUUAGCUAAUUAUAGACCUUUUGAUAUGUUUAGGUUUCUAAACCUUUUUGAUUUUAGGUCUCUUCUGUUUCAAAAUUCUGAUUUUUUUCCAAGUAAUUUUCUUGUUUAAUCAAAAUAUUUUGAAAAAGACUUAAAGUAAAGUCGAAAAAUAGUUUUGAAACUGAAGAGACCUAAAAUAAAGAUUCAGAAACAUAAAUUAUGGACAUUUUGAUAAUUUUUCCAAGUAAAAUUUUGUAUCUAGAUAUAUUUGGUGCUUAAAGCACGUUUCGGUAAAAGUUUGCUUUUUAUUUUUUUCCUUUAUGAACCCAUGUAUGUUUGCCAAAGAUGUUAAAUGUUAUGUGUCUACCUCUUAAGAGACUGAAAAGGAACCAAUUCGACAGUUACCUUUAGAUCUCACACUAACAGAUUUAAUAUAUUAGUUAUUUAUAAGAAAUGUAGAGUUGCCACUACAAUAAAAACAUAGGUAUGUCCUCCCCUUUUAUUUAGGAAAACUUUCACAUAUAAAAAUUGCUAGAAUUAUACUUAGAAAUGUCAAAUUUUGCGGUAUUUCUUCAAGAAGAUUCUUAUUUUUCAAAAUGAAAUACAAAAAACAAUCAAGGUUUGGCCCUGAUAUAAGAAAAGUUUCUCUGCAAGAGUUGUGGUGCAUUAUUGAACUGGUUACCACCAGUUCACAAGAAAACCUCAUAAAACUUGCAAUACCAAUGAACGUAAGGUUCUUAUUUGAUAGAAGGAGAUGGGAAAAUUGUCAAGGUAUGCAACGUACUUUUCUUGGAGGGAUAUGGAAGUUUCGAUUUGAUUUGUGAAGAAAGGAAUCAUCUAUGGAGCGAUUUUGAGUUCAACAAGAAAUCAAUGUCUCUAGAUGAUCUGUGUGGGAAUACUAUGAACUACGGGGGAGCUUGCACCAUAAAAGUUUUAUCAUCUAACAUCAUAAGAAUCUGGAAAAUCUACAAAAUCGAAGAAUAUCUUGCCGGUCUUCAUGCAGGAAGGAAAAAUCUACUUUAACCUAAAAGAUUGGUUGGAAUUGUCUGCAUUGCAUUGUCCUCAAUCCUAUCAAUAGUCAAAAUAAUGAACAAGGAAAACUUCUGUUUGUUAAUCUGUCUCAAAAUUUGAUUAUUUGGGUUGGUAUUCUAGGGGAUUACAUUAUCUUCAUUCCUGGUACACUAAUGGCUAUCCAAAUUCGACUAUAACCUGCCGGAAUAAAAACUGUUGUUUUUUAUUCAACAAAAUAGAGCGCCACUACAUUUUAUUGACGUUUUCUAAUUUUUAAACCCUAGUAGAUCGUUAAAUAAUCAUCCUAGAAGGUCCUAUAGAUCCCAAAUAUCUUCAAAAUAUCAGCAAUUGAAAAAUGGAUUAUACGGAAACAUUAUUUAUACAAACUCGAAAUAUUUUAUAAAACAAUAUAAACUAUUGCGACAGAGCAUAAAAUAUGGUACCUACGAGACCACAAAGGCUCAAUAAAGAAGCUAAACUCAUUCCCGACUAACCAACGAAGAAUCUUAAUAGAAGCAUAUGAUGAUGAUGAUGAUAGAUUUUUGAUUGGAGAAAGGAAAACUCACUCAAGCAUAACUUCAAUUUGAAUUAUUUUAAGCUGGUACUUUUAUAGUUCUAAUUUUAUUGGGAAAAUUUUCUGUAUUGGACCCCUAGAAAUCGAUUGGUUUUUGAGUAAAUGACUUUUGUUGUUGUUGUUGUUGUUGUUGUUGUGCUCGAUAUAAAUUGAAGGGUUGAGGCAAGAACUCUCACACCAAUUUCCUAUUCUGAGACUCCACUAUACAUGUGGAAACGUCUUUUUGGGAUGUGACUCCGGCUUCUCAGAACUGCUGAUGAUUCAUUUAGGCAGAGCGUCUCCCUUUUGAAUUUUAGGCGACCCAAAUACCUACCGCAGGGUGCAUCAAAGUUGGUUAAGGGUUUCUUGAUUGUUCGACGUAUAUUUGUUUUCAUUUCUGCCCUUAGCAUAUUGUUGUUCUCCCCCAACAUAACCUUAACAACAGAUUCAUCUUUUGAAUUGUAGUUUUUUCUUUGGAGACAUCCCGCAUACAUUUUUUUUUAUUUCAGUGGCUCGCAGUUAUUUUUAAUUAUGUACAUAUUAUAAGUUACUAUAGUUUUAAGGCAAAAAACAUUUUUAUUCUCGAUGAAAAUAAAUAUUUAUUUCCCAA
Molecule: messenger RNA, 5683 nt
Organism: Diorhabda carinulata
Lineage: Eukaryota; Metazoa; Arthropoda; Insecta; Coleoptera; Chrysomelidae
Product: protein odd-skipped
Exons: 3
Coding region: 143-1057 (304 amino acids)
Biological process (GO): embryo development; embryonic hindgut morphogenesis; regulation of transcription by RNA polymerase II
Cellular component (GO): nucleus
Molecular function (GO): DNA-binding transcription factor activity, RNA polymerase II-specific; RNA polymerase II transcription regulatory region sequence-specific DNA binding
Source: RefSeq, a predicted model, not a curated record